Molecule: messenger RNA, 1895 nt
Organism: Frieseomelitta varia
Lineage: Eukaryota; Metazoa; Arthropoda; Insecta; Hymenoptera; Apidae
Product: 3'-5' ssDNA/RNA exonuclease TatD
Exons: 2
Coding region: 511-1446 (311 amino acids)
Cellular component (GO): cytosol
Molecular function (GO): single-stranded DNA 3'-5' DNA exonuclease activity
Source: RefSeq, a predicted model, not a curated record
UACGCAAUAAAUCUUGAAUUACGAACAAAAAUAGGUGUCUUCAUUUUAUUGCAAAAAAUUAAAUGUUACAUUUGAUACAUAUUGUGUAUAAUAAAAUGAAGUACAAAACAGUUCCGUGGGAAGAUUCACACAUAUAGUCUGUUACAGUAACAGCUUGUAUGAUUCAACAGUACCAAAAGUUCAUAUGUUUCGCUUUAAAUCAACUUAUUGAAAGGAUUGAAUGUGUAGUAUAAGGUGCAAGAGUGGUAUUGUGUGUUACUGUACGACCAAGCACCGUGCAUGUGUAAUGCUCUUGUAUUAACUUAAAAAAAAAGACAUUUUAGAAGAAGAAAACUACAAAUUUGUUGAUAAAAUAUCUUUAUAUGUAUAUAUAUACAUAACUAUAUUAUUCCAAGUGAUUAUAUACAUCGUCUAUAAAAAUACGAAUUUUGACAUCUUAGAUUAAUUGGAGACAGUUCAAUUGGUUCAAUGCAUGUUGUAUUUUAUUAUAGUGCAGUAAAAUAUUGAGGAAUGGCUGAAAAUACUACUGCAUCGAAUGCAGAGGAAAAAACUAUUUCCUCGGCUAUGACACAGUGUUAUGAGAAUUAUAUUAUAGUCGAUGUUGGUGCCAAUCUUACUAAUAAAAAGUAUAGCAGAGAUUUAGAUAGUGUAAUUCAAAGAGCAAAGGAUGCAGGAGUACAAAAGAUUAUGGUAACAGGCGCAAGUAUCCGUUCUAGUAAAGAAGCAUUAAGAUUAACUAGGAUAUAUCCUGGUACUCUUUAUUCCACCGCUGGUGUGCAUCCUCAUGAUGCAAAAUCAUGGGAAAAUCCUGACACUUUACAAGAACUUGAAAGCAUAGCUAAUAAUCCAGAAUGUGUAGCAAUAGGGGAAUGCGGUUUAGAUUAUAGUCGUGACUUUUCUGACCCUGAGACACAACGUGCUGUAUUUCACAAACAAGUGGAACUUGCAUGUCAAUUAACUAAGCCACUUAUAAUACAUGAAAGAGGUGCUCAGACAGACGUUCUAGAAGUUCUGAAUCACUAUAAAAGUUGCUUACCACCAGUCUUAAUCCAUUCAUUUAUUGGAACUGCAAAGGAAGCACAAAUUUAUUUAGAUCAUGGUUUUUACCUAGGAAUUACAGGAUAUUUGUGUAAAGAUAAAUCUGAUAGUGGAAUAAGACAGCUAUUAGAAAAAAGACUUGCACCUUUAGACAGAAUAUUAGUAGAAACAGAUGCUCCAUUCAUGUAUCCUAAUACUAGAGCCAGUAAAUUACCUGUACACGUUAAAGAUGCUCUAACUGAACGAUCCAUGACAUUUCUUCAUCGUUAUUGUACUUUCCAGCGUAAUGAACCAUGUGCCUUACCAGCAAUAGUAGAAAUGGUAGCAGCAUUUAUGCAAAUUACCCCAGAAGAAGUUGCCUUAGCUACUGCUUUCAAUGCUUUAAAAUUAUUUGGUCUAAAUCAGUGAUAUUAAUGAUCAUUUUUUAUUAAAAAAUGGUGCUACUGGGUGCUAUUUGAUAUUUUAAUUGUUCUAUUAUCAAUAUAUUCUCUUUCUAUAUUUAAAAGCAUUAUUUGUGUUUUUCUAAAUAUGUCUUUCAUAACAAUUUCAAGUUACACAUACACAUAUACACACGCGCGAACACACACACACACACACACACACACAAAGCUUAUCAACAAUUGUAGAAGAAUAAGUAUAUCAUAAAACUUUGUUUAUACAUUAAUGAUUAUUAUCGUCAGAAUAUAUGUUACUUAUAUUUAUAUUAUUUUUAUGCAAAAAUAUUCAUCAAUGCAUAUAAAAUAUUUUACCUACAAUAUAAUAAAAAUUUUGUAGAGAUAUGUAUGAAAUAUAUAGAAUCUGAAAUCAUACAUUUUAAUUGUUGAUGUUAUAAAUAUUUUCAUAUAAAUAAAUUGUUA